CAGUGACUAUAGAUAGAUAGUCUACUAUGGUCUACUAUCUAUAGUCACUGCGUCGUGUCAUAUAAACGUGUCAAAUUACGUAUUUUGUAUAAAUUUAUUAAAUUGUAUAUGCUAUACAAUAAUUUUUGAAGAUGAUUACGGACGUACAGUUGGCUGUAUUCUGCAACAUCCUCGGAGCCACAUUAUUUUGUUUAGUAUUUCUAUUUCAUUAUAUAAAUGCAAAUUAUUCGAAAUAAGAAAAUACAAUGUUACUGUUAAACGUAACCUAAACCUGUCUUCGGAAACAUCUACACAUGGAGUUACGUAUCUAUAAGUUGUAUUUCAUACUGUUGAUUGACAGAUAUCACUGAUAAAUAAAUGCAUUUACAUUCAUAAAUGAAUUCGAUGUUAAAUAAAAAUGUCAUUCUUAUGUUUCUAUUGUAUGAAAACACUGUACAAAAUAUGCAUUGUAAGAUGAAUAGAAAUUGAAAAAUAAAUGUUAUAAUUUGUGAA
Osmia bicornis bicornis is the source of this 492-nucleotide messenger RNA. Its product is annotated as dolichyl-diphosphooligosaccharide--protein glycosyltransferase subunit 4. Bases 132 to 236 code for a protein of 34 amino acids. The transcript has 2 exons. The record is from RefSeq and is a predicted model, not a curated record. NCBI's taxonomy places the organism in Eukaryota, Metazoa, Arthropoda, Insecta, Hymenoptera, Megachilidae.